This is a messenger RNA of Cucurbita pepo subsp. pepo (vegetable marrow), 868 nucleotides long. Its product is annotated as myb family transcription factor APL. NCBI's taxonomy places the organism in Eukaryota, Viridiplantae, Streptophyta, Magnoliopsida, Cucurbitales, Cucurbitaceae. The record is from RefSeq and is a predicted model, not a curated record. Gene Ontology annotation, molecular function: DNA-binding transcription factor activity; DNA binding.
CAGCUCAUGAAGCAUAUAUUCCCUUCCAACAAAACCCUUUUUUUAAUGAUAUAAAGAGAGAACCUCAACCAAACCAUACCCUUCCUUCUAUGGAUAUUCAAAGAGAAAAAGAACCAAUAAUUAUGCAAAAUUAUCAACACAUGAACUUGGUUUUGUCUACUGAUCCAAAGCCACGCUUGAAAUGGACUCCUGAACUUCAUCAAAGAUUUGUCGACGCAGUCGCUCAUCUCGGUGGAGCUCACAAGGCUACUCCUAAGAGCUUGAUGCGUGCCAUGGGUAUCACUGGCCUUACUCUCUAUCAUCUCAAGAGCCAUUUACAGAAAUACAGAUUGGGGAAGACCCAGAAGCCUGAAAAUCAUAGCAUGAACGAGAAUAUGAAGAGAUUACAUGAACAAAUCGAGGUACAAAGGCAUUUACAGCUGAGAAUCGAAGCUCAAGGGAAGUAUUUACAGAGAGUGCUGAGAAGAGCUCAAGAGAUGAUUGCAGGGUAUGGGUGUUGUUCUGAAGCGCUGGAGGAGGCGAAGGCGGAGCUGUCGGAAUUGGCGUCAAUGGUGAGCUAUGGGUAUCAAUCAGAUGAGGUGAGGGAGACGAGGAUGGGCUCCAUUGAUAGCUCUUUGACGUCCUUGGAGGAGGCCCCGACAGUGAAGACGAAGAAGAAGAAGAGGAAAGGAAACAGAGAUGAGGAAGAACAGAGCAGCUCUGUUUCUGAGGGAGAUUAUAAGAGAUUGAUCGAUUUGAAUGUGGAAUAUGUUUGAAUGAUUAUCAAAAUUUGGAAUUUGGUUGUAAAAUAUGUGUAAAUGGGUGGAAUUUUAACCCAAUGUUUAAAGUAUAUUUUAUGAAUACGAGAGAAAUUUUAAAAAUUUGUGUU